Messenger RNA from Thermothielavioides terrestris NRRL 8126, 2379 nucleotides. RefSeq lists its product as uncharacterized. NCBI's taxonomy places the organism in Eukaryota, Fungi, Ascomycota, Sordariomycetes, Sordariales, Chaetomiaceae. The record is from RefSeq and is a predicted model, not a curated record. The transcript has 2 exons. The annotation marks the transcript as partial.
AUGUCCUUCCUACCAAAGCUUACAUCCCGCACAGGUUCCCGCUCCUCGACAUCGUCCGCGAUCUCUCGGAAGCCCAUCCCGGGCAGCUCAACGUCCACCUAUGACUCUCUGACCAGCUCUGCGCCGACCCUUACCACGGCCACCGCCCGGACCAGCGAGGCUUCCGAGUCGUCGUCGCGCUUCGAGGCCGACACGGCAUCCACUCCGCUGUCGCCUGACGACCAGCUCUCUCCCCUCUCCGACCAAGGCGGCUCCUUUGAGUCCCCUGCUCCGAAGGCGCUUCAGAAGGCGCCGCCCAUCCCGCGCUCCCCGCCACCGGCCCCUCCCGCGUUGCUCACGGAGCCCGGCACGCCCCAGCGCGUCCCAGCCGUUACCGCGACGCAGGCUACCCCUGAUGAGAGGAGCCCUUCUCCGGAUCGGCCGCCGGCCGCAGCGAUGCUGCAGCCAAACCGACUACAGCCGCGGCAUCCGUCUCCGUCGCCGAGUCCCCGCGGCCGCAGUGUGUCGGCCCAACCGCCAACCAUCCGCGACAGCUCGGCUGACGGCUUGCGAGUGGUGUCAAGUCCCGUCGGUGGUCGAGCGCAUUCGAAGCCCUCUAGCGAGGGAAGUCCCCCCUCGGCUACGGACAGGCGAAGAUCGAGAAUGAGCUGGUUUCCCGGCGGUCGGUCGAGGGCCAACUCGGAUGCUAGCCGGCCGAGGGGGCCUGGCGCGUGGGUCAUGACCCCGGACGGCCAAGUUGAGUACAACACAGCGCCACUUGUCAAUGGAGAGAAGGUGCCCGAGCUGUGGAACGAGUCUGGCAACGUCUGUGUCUACCUACACCCGAAGCAGAGCGGCCGCGGGCCGUCUUUCAGGGUGGCCGACCAGAUCUUCAGCGCGUCAGCCGUCCUCAACGAGCUUCUGGUGACAGAGAUGAUGGCAGCCUCGGGCCUGUACCCCGAUGCGGCGUCGGCCACACGUCCCGUCACUGAAGGCCAUCUGUACCUGCCCCUUGGGAACACGGAUCUCGACUGCCUCGUAGCAGCCCGAAACCUGUUUGCCCUGUUGACGCACCAACCCCUCGUGGGGACCGCUGAACACCCAACCCUAUUUGCCACGCUCCUUCAGGUCGCGGGCUUGCUUCGCAGAUUCAACUUCACCAGCUACGACGGAUCUUCCAUGGGCGAAUCAGUCGACACAGCCUUCGGUCUGCUCAUGGACGAGUUUGGCAUUGCCGACGUGCGCCACAGCAGGGAAAAGACGCUCGAGGCGCUUAUCCUAGCCGAGCAGAUGAAGUCAUGGAACCUGUACAACGAGGCGUUCGUCCAUGCCGUGGGCAAGUAUGAGGCGCUCAGACACCUCAAGUCCCCCCUCUUCGACAGGAUCUCGGUCAGCACGCGCAAGCGGCUGGACCGUGCCCAUCUGGACCUGGCUGGGCGCCGGGCCAACGUGAAUACGCGGCUCGAGGCGUUCGAGUUCCCCUCGCUGUUCGCCGGGAUCGCCAGUUCGACCUCGACUGAAGAGUACAAGCGCGUCAGGUUCAAGGAGUGGCGCAACGCCUUCGGCAAGAUGAGGAGCUUCGUCCUGGGCUACUACAAGAGCCUCUUCGGCAACUGGCCUCCGCGAGCGCGGAGUCACAAGAACUAUUUCUCCCAGAGCGGGCUGAAUCGCCAGUGCCUCAAGAUCCUCUACUCGGACUUCUGCGCGCUCUACGACCUCCUGGUGGAUCGCCAGUCCAUCACGCCCCGCGUUAUCGGCGAGAUGUAUGACGAUCCCAGCGAGGGCUCCAAGGAGAAGCAGCUCGGUGACGCAUCGAUAUCGGCGCUCCGCAAGGUUCUCAGCGAGUUUGAUAAGUCCUCUCCUCCUGUGCUGCCUCCGAUCCCGUUCGAUAUCCCCAAGAUCCCGAGCAUGACUGCCGUCUACGAGAACUUCCACGAGAUGCCGGCCAAGAAGCAGGCCAAGUACAGCAAGGCGGUGCAGCCGCACGAGCUUCAGCUCAUCCUCCUCAAAGCUCGCAACAUCGACACCGACGCCUUGCAGUUCCCCUUCCUGCUCGCCUACAAGGACUUCGAGCUCAGAGAAGCCCGGGGCGCCAGCCCGCAGGACCUCGCCGACCAGCGCAUCGGCUAUUGGCUCUUCCUCUACGCCGUGCUGCAGUCCCUCCCCAUGCUGGUCGUCGACGCGCCCGGGCUGCGCUACACCGAGGGCGUCGAGGACUUCCUCUGCGAGGCGCCACAGGGCAACCCGCCGUGGACCGAGGACGCCGGCGAGGUGCGCAAGAUGUGGUACCAGACCGCCGGCCAGAACAUCGUCGAGCUCUCCGCCGACGUGGUCAUGUUCUCGGUCGAGGGCAUCUACAUGCGCUCGCACUGCUGGCUGGCCGCCAAGGAAUGGGAAGCC